Molecule: messenger RNA, 1053 nt
Organism: Caenorhabditis remanei
Lineage: Eukaryota; Metazoa; Nematoda; Chromadorea; Rhabditida; Rhabditidae
Exons: 3
Coding region: 1-1053 (350 amino acids)
Biological process (GO): vacuolar acidification; proton transmembrane transport
Cellular component (GO): plasma membrane; proton-transporting V-type ATPase, V0 domain; vacuolar proton-transporting V-type ATPase complex
Molecular function (GO): proton-transporting ATPase activity, rotational mechanism; ATPase binding
Source: RefSeq, a predicted model, not a curated record
AUGGGAUCAACUCAUCGAUCAGAAAAUGAAAAAAGAUUUCGAAUAGUUUGUUCGCAGGAUAGUGCUUAUCAAUAUGUGGCAGAAUUAGAAGAGAUGGGUCUGACUCAAUUCAUCGAUUUGAAUGAAGAUGAAUCGAUCUUUGAAGCACCUUUCAGAAAGGAAAUCAUCAAGUGCGAGGAGAUGGAAAAACAAAUAAUUUCCAUCGAAAUUCAACUCAAGCGAGAAAGUUGUCACAUCCCUGAUUACUCUGAUCAUGUUCCAACACCCUCACAAAAUGGAGUUGAAAUACUGCAUAAAAUAUUGAAUAAAACAGAGGAGGAGCUUAACCAAAUAAGGAAAAACAUUAGUGACCUCUAUGUGAAUCACAGAAAAUUACUCGACCUGAAAACUAUUUUGGAGAACAUUCCUAACUUUGGAACAACUCAAGAUUCUUACUUCAAAGUCAGGAUGGAAGAUCAACAAGAAUUCUUGACUGGAGUCAUCAAAAGCGCUAAGAAAACCGAUUUUGACACAUUUCUCCGUCGAAUGUCUCGUGCUCAAAUCUUCACCAAGUUGAUUCCAAUUCAGAAGACCAAUUCGAUGAUCGAACCCAGGGAGAAAAAAGUAUUUAUUCUAUUCUUCUCCGGAGAUAAACAACGAGAAAAAGUAAAAAUAAUUUGUGAAGGACUUCAUGCGAAAUGUUACACAAUUCCAAAUAGUCCCGAAGAUCGAACGGAGUUUCUGAAGAAAGUUACCGAGCAAUCGGAUCAAAUGAAGUCAGUUAUAAGGAAUACAGAGGAUUAUCGAGGGAAGAUAAUGCGCUCCGUUGGCAGAAAUGUAGUGAAAUGGAGGAUUAUGAAUCAGAAGAUGGAGAAAGUAUUCCAUAUUGUCAACAUGUUUCAUUUGGAUUCCGAUAGAAACUGCCUGAUUGGAGAGUGUUGGACAACAGAAGCUGAAUCAGAUAAUAUCAGAAAUGUAUUGAAAACUGCAUCACUAAAAUUGGAAGGUUCCAAAUGCCCCGUUUUCGAGGAAAUAAAGAUUCAAGAAGAUGAGGAAGCAUCGAUCAAACUGUGA